AAUGAACAAUCAAGCGUUCAGUUUGGCUGAGAAACUUAUACCAUCAACUUAUGUACAACAAGGAUUAAAUGCGAAGAAAACGAGGGAGAAUCUUAUAAGAAGUUUUAUUGAACAUCGAAAAUGGCCAGAAGAAGGAUGGGACGAUGCAACAAUAGAAGCAUUUCUUUCGGAUCUAUCACAAAUGGACAGCAAUAAUUUUCCACUGAAUUGCAGUGUUGGUGAGCGUGAAUCACGAAUAAUAUCAAGUAUCGUAGCAAGACGGCAUUUUCGCAUGGGCCAUGGGAUCGGUAGAUCCGGAGAUCUUGAAGAAGUUCAACCAAAAGCUGCCGGGAGUAGUUUAAUGUAUAAAUUAUCAAAUGCAUUAGUAUUAGAAGUGAUGCGAUAUAUGGGUGUUAAAAGUAUCGCCGGGUGUUUCUUAUCACCAAUGGCAACAGGUAUGAGCUUGGUACUCUGCAUGUUGACUCUAAAACUCGACAGACCACGAGCCAAAUACGUCCUUUGGCCUAGAAUCGAUCAAAAGUCAAGCUUUAAGUCUAUAAUAACAGCUGGACUGGAACCGAUUGUUAUUGAGAUGUUGAUUGUGGGAGAUGAAUUGAAAACUGAUUUGCAGAGACUCGAAUCACAGAUGGCUGCCUAUGGAGAGAGUAUUGCUUGUGUUCUUUCUACUACCAGCUGCUUCGCUCCACGUUCUUGCGAUUCAGUUGAUCUCAUUGCUGCGCUAUGCACGCAGUAUAAUAUUCCUCAUUUGGUCAACAAUGCUUAUGGAUUACAAAGUACUAGAUGUAUGCACUUAAUUCAAGAAGCCUCGAGAAAGGGACGAGUUGACGCCUUCGUUCAGAGCACCGAUAAAAACUUUCUCGUUCCUGUUGGAGGCGCGAUUAUUGGAUCAUUUGAUAAAAAUCUUCUCGACCGAAUUUCAAAGAUGUAUCCAGGUCGCGCAAACGCUAGUUCUACAAUGGACGUAAUGAUUACACUAUUGGGCCUAGGAAUGGCGGGAUAUAAGCAGUUGAUUGCUCAACGAAAAGAAAUGUAUGCGUACUUGAAAGAAGAACUGGGUAAAGUUGCUGCCAGACACGGUGAAAGAUUAUUAGACACCAAAGGCAACCCUAUAUCCAUGGGAAUGACUUUGCAGUGUCUCAGUCAUCAGCAUGAUCAUAAACAAGUUACUAUGCUUGGAUCGAUGCUGUUUCUUAGAAAUGUUAGCGCAGCCGCUGCUCUAGGAAUGAAACGCAGUGACGUAGACGCGUUUGUACAGCGAUUGGACAAAGCUUUGACUAAAGUCCGACGGCGAUCAGCCCCAGUCACUCCCACAGCUUCAUUAGCAGGCUCAAGUAUUAACGGCGAUACGGGCAACCCUGGUGGUCCAGGUGAAUCUAGCACCGCCUCUACUAGCCGAGCUAGUAGCAAAGAUUCUUUGCGCAAA
Messenger RNA from Cotesia congregata, 1423 nucleotides. The record is from the annotation of a GenBank genome assembly. NCBI's taxonomy places the organism in Eukaryota, Metazoa, Arthropoda, Insecta, Hymenoptera, Braconidae.